Messenger RNA from Oikopleura dioica, 486 nucleotides. The record is from the annotation of a GenBank genome assembly. NCBI's taxonomy places the organism in Eukaryota, Metazoa, Chordata, Appendicularia, Copelata, Oikopleuridae.
AUGCUUUUUAUUUUCGUCCUCUUCCUCGCUUCAUUGGCUAAAAGCUCUUCUGUUAAAAGAGAUACAACGGACGGGGAUACGCUUGAUCUCGUAUUGCUGGAGGAAAACGGGUUCUCAGAGGAAGGGUCUGGAUACAACGAGGAAAAACAGCUGAAAACAAUUUUUUGGAAGAAAGGAGAGAUGGAAUCAACAACGACUGCGUUUGAGGUCUCAAACAGCAGCAAUACCACCAACUUAACAACGACAGCCAAAACAACAACAACGACAACUUCCAUCGAAACAACAACCGAGCCGUCAAUACCCUGGAUCCUCGAAGAAAGCUGCAUGGUUGCGGGAGAUAGCUUGCACAAAGUCAUGAUUGCUAAUCCAGAAGAGUGCGAUCGAUUCGUCUGGUGCUGGAAAGGGCGAGCGUACGAGAUUCAAUGCAAAAAUGGAUUUAAAUUCGACAAAGAAACGAAAAAAUGCUCGACUGAAAUCACCUGCUAA